UUCAUUGACACUGCAUUGUACCGUAGAAGAAGAAAAGGACUCCUGUCAAAUUCUCCAUCUUGUGUUUAGAAUCUGACCAAAACAUCUCAGGAAGCAACAACGCGAACAAAGCUCACAAAGAUCCCCCAUCAUGGGAGCCGUGCUGGGCUUGUGCUCCAUGGCGAGCUGGAUUCCUUGCCUGUGCGGCAGCGCCCCCUGCCUGUUGUGUCGCUGCUGUCCGAGUGGGAACAACUCCACCGUCACUCGCCUGAUCUACGCCUUCUUCCUGCUGCUGGGAGUGGGCGUGGCCUGCAUUAUGCUCAUGCCAGGCAUGGAGGAACACCUGAAGAAGAUUCCAGGAUUCUGUGAGGGAGGAAUGGGUUCAUCCAUUCCUGGUGUGGAAGGUCAUGUCAACUGUGACGUGCUGGUGGGCUACAAGGCUGUGUACCGCGUUUGCUUCGGAAUGGCCAUGUUUUUCCUUCUCCUUUCUGUGCUUAUGAUCAAAGUCAAGAGCAGCAAGGACCCCCGAGCUGCACUGCACAACGGAUUUUGGCUCUUCAAGUUUGCAGCGGCUGUUGCCAUCAUCAUUGGGUCUUUUUUCAUCGCAGAGGGUCCCUUCACAACUGUGUGGUUCUACAUUGGGAUGGCGGGGGCAUUCUGCUUCAUUCUUAUCCAGCUGGUUUUACUCAUUGACUUCGCCCAUUCCUGGAACGAGUCGUGGGUGGAGAAGAUGGAGGAGGGCAACUCUCGCUGCUGGUAUGCAGCCCUCCUGUCUGUCACGGCACUCAACUACUUGCUGUCUCUGGUGUCCCUGGUCCUCUUCUACGUCUACUACACCCACACUGAUGGAUGCACCGAGAACAAGGUCUUCAUCAGCAUCAACAUGCUGCUCUGCGUGGGGGCCUCUGUCAUUUCCGUCCUGCCUCAAAUCCAGGAGUCACAGCCCAGGUCUGGCCUGCUGCAGUCCUCCCUGGUGACCUUGUACACCAUGUACUUGACCUGGUCUGCCAUGACCAACGAGCCUGACAGGAAGUGCAACCCGAGCCUUCUGGGUAUCAUCGGGCUGAACACCACCACCCCCGAGAGCCAGGGCCACGUGGUUGAGUGGUGGGACGCCCAAGGCAUCGUGGGAUUGAUUGUCUUCCUCAUGUGUGUCAUGUACUCCAGCAUCCGGAACUCGUCCAACACCCAGAUCAACAAACUGACUCUGACCAACGACGAAUCCGCCCUGAUCGAAGACGGGCCCCAGGUGGAGAGCUUGGAGGACGACGACAGCGCAAGCCGAGCGGUGGACAACGAGAGGGAAGGCGUCACCUACUCUUACUCCUUCUUCCACUUCAUGCUCUUCCUGGCUUCACUCUACAUCAUGAUGACACUCACCAACUGGUACAGUCCUGACUCCAACUACGAGGCCAUGACCAGCAAGUGGCCGUCUGUGUGGGUGAAGGUGUCGUCCAGUUGGAUCUGCAUGGCGCUUUACGUGUGGACGCUGGUGGCGCCUCUCGUCUUGGUCAACAGGGACUUUGACUGAGAAACGCACGCACACACGCACGCACGCACGCACAUGCCUCCCAUCCUCAGCUUGAUGUGGUUUCUUUGCCGUAGGUGACAUGCUAGAUGUUGCUCUAACUUGUAUUACUUCUUACUGUCCCUCCUCAGCACUGUUGUAGUGCCUCUUCCCAUUGUACUAAUAGUAUGUACUGUAUAGUAGUAGUAGUGUGUGUAGUACUACAGUAGUAGCAUGUAAUGCUGUAUUCACACUUUGUUCUCACUAGUAAAAGUGUUGCGUGAUUUUUAUCAGACAUGUAUUCAUACAGUUGCUACAAUUAACUCGACAACACUUGUGCGUGUGAAAUGUCAAACACACACACACACACACACACACACACACACACCUGGUUGUGCUGUUUGAUGUACAAUGGAAGUGUUUUAAGUUAUUUCUCGUUUCCACACUUGAUGCUGACUUUUGACAAAGUGUAUUCUAACUUGAUGGCAUCCAAACUAAUAAAGAUGAAAAGACUUGAGUGGA
This is a messenger RNA of Dunckerocampus dactyliophorus (ringed pipefish), 2008 nucleotides long. RefSeq names its product serine incorporator 1 (gene serinc1). NCBI's taxonomy places the organism in Eukaryota, Metazoa, Chordata, Actinopteri, Syngnathiformes, Syngnathidae. The record is from RefSeq and is a predicted model, not a curated record. The transcript has 10 exons. Gene Ontology annotation, cellular component: membrane. The coding region runs from base 131 to 1510 and encodes 459 amino acids.